GAAGAAGAACCAUUUGAAGAGGUUAUAAAAAAGUGGGCAUUAAAAACGUACCAAACCCAUCAAGCUCUGAAUGGUCUGUUAGUCAUUUUACGUGCAAGAACCAACUACACUCUUCCCAAAGAUGCGCGUACAUUACUGGGAACAAAGCAAUGCGGAAAAGAUAUUGUUCCAAUCGAAGGAGGAGAAUUUUGGUUCCCGGGAGUACGAUCGGUGCUUAACAGACACUUUCGUAACAUGCAACCAAAUGUGAGUUCAUUCUCAUUGAACCUCUCCAUCAAUGGACUUCCCUUGAACAAGAGUACCCGCAAACAGUUUUGGCCAAUACUGAUGAGCAUUCAGGAACUGCCUGAAGUGCCAGUGCUAAUGGUUGGAAAUUUCUUUGGAUCAUCUAAACCAAAAAGCGUCGAGCAAUACCUGAGGCCGCUUGUAAAUGAGCUGAAUGAGAUGAUACAGAAUGGCAUUGUGAUAGCCGAUAAGCUCAUCCAAAUACGCGUUAGAGCUAUCAUCGCAGAUUCACCAGCGCGUGCGUUCAUAAAAGGUGUUGCAUACUUCAAUCAUAAACAUGGGUGCCAAAAAUGUACAGUAGAAGGAAAACAUCACAGUGCGGCACGUGUUUCCUAUUUUCUGGAUAUCGACGUAGUGGAGUAACAUUGCAUAUAAAUUAUAAUAUGCGUCUAUAUCCAUGUACUCAAGAUAAUUGGUUUUUAACUAAGGAUUUUUAUAUUGAUAAAUAUUGUAAGGCAGAAAAAAUAGGAUCAACGAUUAACAUUUAUGGGACAGCAUUUAACAAAAUCACAGAAACUCAUACUUUCUUUUAUUAAUAUAUAUUACGAACUCAAACAAGUGAAGUUAAAAACGUGUUAAAACUUAAGAAAAAAAAUCCUGUAGGAUCUAAUUAAUUCAUUACAAUCCCUAACACUGAAAAUAUGGAGUCCCGAACUUGAUCAAAUUAUCAACCGCACUGCCGCACUCAAAGCGUGCAACAUUGCCCCACUUUUAUCGUUUAUUCUGAUCCACCGCUUUAUUUUACGAAGCCAGAUGGAACAAGUGUAAAUCCUGAAACUUUUGAAAAAAUUCCCGAUUUGGUAAAGGAUCUACCAACAUUCACUGGUGAUCCCAGCGAACUGAAUAGCUGGUUAAAUGACGUAGACAGUUUAGUGAAACUGUACCAAACUAAAGGUACAGACACCAUCGAACGUCGAAAUAAAUAUCACAUGAUCUGCAAAUUCAUUCGUAGAAAAAUCCGCGGAGAAGCGAAUGACUCACUCGUCGCUUCAAACGUAAGCAUAAACUGGAACCUGAUCAAAAAACAUCGGUCACCUAUUACGGUGAAAAACGUGACUUGGAAACAUUGGACUUCCAACUCAUGAGCGUGCAAAAGAAGAACCACUCACUUGAAGUAUAUUACGACGAGGUGAACAGAUUACUGUCCCU
Anopheles stephensi (Asian malaria mosquito) is the source of this 1434-nucleotide messenger RNA. RefSeq lists its product as uncharacterized. NCBI's taxonomy places the organism in Eukaryota, Metazoa, Arthropoda, Insecta, Diptera, Culicidae. The coding region runs from base 235 to 648 and encodes 137 amino acids. The transcript has 3 exons. The record is from RefSeq and is a predicted model, not a curated record.